AUGGUGGGGGAGUUUUUUCUACUUCUGAUCAAACUUGCGGGCAAGAUGAAGCGAGCCGCAGAGUGCGUCGACCGCAUCCGUAACCCCGACAAACGCGAAACCUUCGAGGACUUCAUUCUCAGGGGCCACAGGAUAUGGAACAAGUUCAAACAUCUCAUCAAAGACUGCGAAUACCCUAUGACCAUGCCUUGA
Messenger RNA from Exophiala oligosperma, 192 nucleotides. RefSeq lists its product as uncharacterized. The transcript has a single exon. Bases 1 to 192 code for a protein of 63 amino acids. The record is from RefSeq and is a predicted model, not a curated record. NCBI's taxonomy places the organism in Eukaryota, Fungi, Ascomycota, Eurotiomycetes, Chaetothyriales, Herpotrichiellaceae.